AUGCUGAGGCUGGAGGUUUAGGAGUCUGCAUUCUGGUUCCGGCUGGCUCGGCGCGGUCGGCGUGAGCGGAGGGGAGAGGAGGUCGGGCCGGGCGAGCGGCGGACGCGCGCUUCAGCGCCUUGGCACGCAGCCCCGCGGCCUCGCGCAGGCCGGUCCGGCGGCCCAGGGCCUCGCGCUGCCGCAGCGAGCGGCUUGUAAACAGAUCCGGCCGCACGUGACCAUGUGAACUACCUGCUCCGGGCCGUGUAUUGUCUCUUCGGAGAGUCGCACCACAAAGGAGCCGGUGGGCGAGCGGCCGGCGCGCUAAGAUGGCUGAAGGCGCCCGGCAAGGGUGAGCUGGGGGCGCGGCCACCGCGGAGACUCGGCCGGGCACCGGAGCUACCAUGUCGUUCGCCCUGGAGGAGACACUCGAGUCCGACUGGGUGGCGGUGCGGCCCCACGUCUUCGACGAGCGCGAGAAGCACAAGUUUGUGUUCAUUGUGGCCUGGAACGAGAUCGAAGGCAAGUUUGCUAUAACCUGUCACAACCGGACGGCCCAGAGACAGAGGAGCGGUUCCCGGGAACAGGCGGGGACGCCCGCGUCUGAUGGGAGCCGCGGGCCCGGCAGCCCCGCGGCCAGGGGUCGGCCCGAGGCCGCUGCCUCUGCUACAGCGCUCCGGAGUCCCGGGCCACGGAAGAACCAGGCCUGGGCCGAGGGCGGCUCUCCGCGCAGCGCGCGCAGCCUGAGAGGGGAUCCCGUUCGGGGUCCCGCCGGCAAAGGACCCGAGAGUCCUCUCCGUAGCCCCGCGCGGGCCAAGGCCAGCCCGCUCCGCAGAGGAGCCGAAUCCCGCGAUGCGACCGCCGGUGCCACGCCAGCCCCGCCGGCGCCCCCGGUGUCGUCGGUGCGGGUGGUGAGUGCCUCCGGGGCGGUCUCCGAGGAGAUCGAGGUCCUGGAAAUGGUGAGGGAGGACGAGGCGCCACAGCCGCUCCCCGACUCGGAGCAGCCGCCGUCUGCGGCGGAGCUGGAGUCUCCGGCCGAAGAAUGCAGCUGGGCCGGGCUUUUCUCCUUCCAGGAUCUGCGGGCUGUGCAUCAGCAGCUGUGCUCAGUGAACUCUCAGCUAGAGCCGUGUCUGCCGGUGUUCCCCGAAGAGCCGUCCGGCAUGUGGACGGUGCUGUUUGGGGGCGCCCCCGAGAUGACCGAGCAGGAGAUCGAUGCUCUGUGUUACCAACUCCAGGUCUACCUGGGCCACGGCCUGGACACGUGUGGCUGGAAGAUCCUUUCUCAGGUGCUUUUCACCGAGACGGAUGAUCCGGAGGAGUAUUACGAAAGCCUCAGCGAGCUGCGGCAGAAGGGCUACGAAGAAGUGCUCCAGCGGGCCAGGAGGCGCAUCCAGGAGCUCUUGGACAAGCACAAGACUAUAGAAAGCAUGGUGGAGCUUUUGGACCUGUAUCAGAUGGAGGAUGAAGCCUACAGCAGCCUUGCAGAGGCUACAACUGAACUCUACCAGUAUUUACUUCAGCCAUUCCGAGACAUGCGAGAGCUUGCUAUGCUGCGAAGACAGCAGAUCAAGAUCUCCAUGGAGAAUGAUUACCUGGGCCCUCGAAGAAUUGAGAGUCUACAGAAGGAAGAUGCUGACUGGCAGCGGAAAGCUCACAUGGCUGUUUUGUCUAUUCAGGACCUCACUGUCAAAUAUUUUGAAAUAACAGCGAAAGCUCAGAAAGGUAAGCUUUUAGACUCCUUAAGCAUUUUUGAAGAUGAAAAAAGCUAUUUCCUCAGAGCCUCUAAGAACAGCAGUGACUAUAGCAACAAAUCUCAGAGAAACCAAGAAAAGGGAGCAGAACUUCUAAGGAAGCAAAUUUCUUAUCUGUCAGAACAGAAACAUGUGAUUUUUGAAGACUGUAAGAUAAGAAAUAGCAAUAUUUAUAAAGAGAUGCAAAGUUUACAGGGCGGAACAGAAGCUAUAGCUCAGUUGGAUCAGCUGGAAUCUGACUACUAUGAUCUGCAACUUCAGUUGUAUGAAGUACAGUUUGAAAUCUUGAAGUGUGAAGAGUUAUUAUUAACUGCACAGCUGGAGAGCAUCAAAAGACUUAUAUCAGAAAAGAGAGAUGAAGUGGUAUACUAUGACACUUACGAAAGCAUGGAGGCCAUGCUGGAGAAGGAAGAGAUGGCAGCAUCUGUGCACGCACAGAGGGAAGAGCUACAGAAAUUGCAGCAGAAGGCACGCCAGCUGGAAGCAAGAAGGGGCCGUGUCUCAGCCAAGAAAGCCUACCUCAGAAAUAAAAAGGAAAUUUGUAUUGCAAAACACCACGAAAAGUUCCAGCAGCGUUUUCAGAGUGAAGAUGAGUAUAGAGCCCAUCAUACAAUACAGCUAAAGAGAGACAAAUUACAUGAUGAAGAGGAGAGAAAAAGUGCCUGGGUUAGCCAAGAGAGACAGAGGACGCUGGACAGACUUCGGACGUUUAAGCAGAGGUACCCCGGACAAGUCAUCCUUAAGUCAACCAGAUUACGAGUGGCUCAUUCGAGAAGAAAAAGCACAGCAAGUCCUGUGCCCUGUGAGGAGCAGUGUGACUCUCUCCCAGCAGUGCUACAGGGGGAGGAGAAAACAGAGGUGGGAGAAAGAGGAAGCCAUCUUGGGUCUUCACAGACAGCAGAACCCCAGAGCCUUGUCCAACUUGAAGACACUUCAUCAGUACGACUUGAAUCCACCUCAUUACCUCCUCAUGCUGUCAGCUCUGAACUGCCUCCUCCUGAGUCAGCUCCACUGUUGACUAGUAGUGACCCCAAACCGUGUUCUGUUACUAUAGCUCCUCUCCCACCCCCUCCUCCUCCAACACCUCCCCCUCCUCCUCCCCCGCCUCCACCUCCACCUCCACCUCUGCCUGUUGUAAAGGACAGUGGGGCCACCACCACAGCAGAGACACUGGAGAAAGAUGUACUCAGGAUGGAGGGUGGUGAGAAGAGCAUCCCGAAGUCAGCCAGUGCCCCCUCUGCACACCUCUUCGAUAGCAGCCAGCUGCUGAGUGCCCGAAAAAGGCUGCGAAAGACUGCAGAGGGUUUGCAGAGGAGGAGAGUGAGUUCACCCAUGGAUGAAGUGUUAGCAUCCUUGAAGCGAGGUAGUUUUCAUCUGAAAAAGGUUGAACAGCGGACCCUGCCUCCUUUUCCUGAUGAAGAUGAUAGUAAUAAUAUUUUGGCACAGAUAAGGAAAGGGGUAAAAUUGAAGAAGGUUCAAAAAGAAGUUUUGAGAGAAUCCUUCACACUUCUGCCUGAUACGGACCCUUUGACACGGAGCAUCCAUGAAGCUCUAAGAAGAAUUAAAGAAGCAUCUCCAGAGUCAGAGGAUGAGGAAGAGGCUUUGCCUUGCACAGACUGGGAGAACUAGCAGGUGACUUAACAGAGAGAAGAAAAAUACCCAUGGAUGAAGACUGGCUCUGAUUCUUUUGGGGGGAAAGUUUAAGCUCUUGGUCCCACAAUUGGAUUCUACUAGGUCCUGAAUAUGUUGACAAUGCGGUAUGAGAAAAGGAAGCACAAGGGGGUGUCAUUACUGUCCAGUCACUGUCACUGAGAGUGUAGUGUUCCUGACUGCAGUGAGAACAUACCUCCUGGAGAGGGCCGUUUCUUACACGCCUUUCCUCCCAUCUGCUCACUCGUCAUCUCAUGGUGACCGGUUAUAUCACUAUGGAUUCAAGAGGACUGGCUUGGCAGAGUUGUGCUGUGCGAGCUGUUUUGGGAUCCAUCUUUCAGUGAUUGAGAAGAAGCUUGCUGAAGCACAGCUGCUUCCACAUCAGCAUACAGAAAAGAGUGACAUGCUAAAGAAGGCAGUUAUCAAGGUAGUUAUGGUCAGGAAUUUAAAAAAAAAAAAACAUGAAAUGCACUUAAAAUUUCCACAUUAUUCAUCUCCAGAGGAGAUGUUCAGUAUCUGAGAAGCCAAUGG
Arvicanthis niloticus (Nile rat) is the source of this 3911-nucleotide messenger RNA. Lineage: Eukaryota; Metazoa; Chordata; Mammalia; Rodentia; Muridae. The record is from RefSeq and is a predicted model, not a curated record.